AUGCUAUUUCGCGGAAUAAAUAGUAUAAAAUCAAAAUCAUGUCUCCGGUCUCCUGUAACAAGAGAUUUCAGAGGAUUAGCAACCGUGUUACAACAGGAGCCUUCGCAUCCACAUGUUAGAACUUCUGUGCCAGGACCAAAAUCAAAGGAACUAUUUAAAGAUUUAAAUUCCAUGCAGCAAGCUAGCUCGGUUCAACUAUUUGCUGACUACGACAAAAGCAUGGGUAAUUACUUCGUGGAUGCCGACGGGAAUGUCUUUUUGGACGCCUUCACACAAAUCUCGUCUGUACCCAUUGGCUAUAAUCAUCCGCAACUCUUGAACGUAUUCAAGGACGAACAAAACCUUAAAGCACUAGUGAAUCGCCCAGCUCUAGGAGUUUUCCCUGGGUUAGAUUGGCCCCAAAAAUUGAAAAAUGUGCUAAUGUCGGUUGCCCCUGCCGGACUUGAUAAUAUUGCCACUAUGAUGUGCGGUUCCUGUUCUAAUGAGAACGCUUACAAAACCGUUAUGAUGUGGUACCGCACCAAGCAACGUGGAGGAAAAAUAGAUUUCACGCCUGAAGAAAUCAGUUCUUGUAUGCUCAACCAAGCACCGGGAUCGCCAAACUUAUCUAUUUUGUCUUUUGAGGGUAGUUUUCAUGGACGCACCUUUGGUGCGUUAAGCUCUACGAGGUCUAAACCCAUACAUAAAUUAGAUUGCCCAGCAUUUGAUUGGCCUGUUGCUCCAUUCCCAAGAUACAAAUAUCCUUUAGAUCAAUUUCAACGAGAAAAUGCCCAGGAAGAUAAGCGAUGUCUGGAACGAGUGGCUGACAUUAUAGACAAAUACGAGAAGAAAAAUAAUCCCGUAGCGGGUGUUAUUGUAGAGCCUAUCCAAUCUGAAGGUGGAGACCACGAAGCUUCUCCGGCCUUCUUCCAGGGCCUGCAAAAAAUAUGUCAAGAGAAAGGAUCCGCAUUAAUAAUUGACGAAGUACAAACAGGCUGUGGACCGUCAGGGAAAAUGUGGUGCCAUGAAUACUUCAAUCUACCAUCACCACCAGAUGUAGUUACAUUCAGUAAAAAAAUGUUGACUGGUGGUUUUUACUUUAAAUCUGAGUUCAAGCCUCCCCAUGCUUAUAGAGUUUUCAACACAUGGAUGGGUGACCCGUCAAAGUUAAUUCUGCUCGAACAGGUUCUCAAAGUGAUUAAACAAAAUAACUUAAUUGAAAAUGCCAAUAAAACCGGCCAAGUUCUAAAGAAUGGUCUUCUGAAGCUCGAGAAAGAAUUUCCAAACUUGGUGAACAGCGUGCGCGGUCGCGGCACUUUCUUGUCAUUUAAUACCUCAAAUACUGAAGUGAGGGACAAAAUACUCUCCAAUUUAAGACAGAAUGGUGUAAUAGGAGGUGGGUGUGGAGAAAUGGCCAUUCGUCUUCGACCAGCUCUCGUCUUUCAACAAAAGCAUGCUGAAAUUUAUUUAGACAUUCUGAGGAAAACACUAAAGGAAAUUUAA
Molecule: messenger RNA, 1482 nt
Organism: Arctia plantaginis
Lineage: Eukaryota; Metazoa; Arthropoda; Insecta; Lepidoptera; Erebidae
Source: the annotation of a GenBank genome assembly